GGGCACCGAGUCGUCUGGCAAGACUGCGGGCACCGAGUCGUCUGGCGGAACAGCGGGCAUCGAGUCACUGGCAAGACUGCGGGCACCGAGUCGUCUGGCAAGACUGCUGGCAAGACUGCGGGCACCGAGUCGUCUGGCAAGACUGCGGGCACCGAGUCGUCUGGCAAGACUGCGGGCACCGAGUCGACUGGCGGAACAGCGGGCACCGAGUCGUCUGGCAAGACAGUGGGCUCCGAGUCAACAGGCACGACAGUGGGCACCGGGUCAUCAGGUAUCGGAUUGUCUGGCUCGACAGCGGGCAUCGGGUCACCAGGCAUCAGGUCAUUUGGCUUGCCAGCGGGCACCGCGUCAUCUGGCAAGGCAGUGGGCACCGGGUCACCAGGUAUGACAGCGGGCUCUGAGUCAAUUGGCACGACAGCGGGCACUGGAUCAGGUACCGGAUCAUCUGGAUCAACAGCGGGCAUCGAGUCAACUGGC
Messenger RNA from Staurois parvus, 477 nucleotides. NCBI's taxonomy places the organism in Eukaryota, Metazoa, Chordata, Amphibia, Anura, Ranidae. The record is from the annotation of a GenBank genome assembly.